AUGAGUUACCUGUUCUCCGGCAGUGAUCUGUUGAGCCUCCCUCAGAUAACAUCGCACUUCACACUGCUGUCCAGAUUACACCCUAGUCCUGUGACAUUCGGGGAAGCGAAUGCGUGCGACUACCUGUUGCCAGCCGCGAUCUGUGCUCUGAGCUCUCUCACAGACUACACAGCAGUCAUUACAUAUCCAAUUCCGAGUCCUCAGCUACAGCCGGACGUGUUCUCUCAACACAGCUUUGCUCUUUGUCUGGCUGACAGCGUGACAUCUCAAGACGUCCUACUGCUACAUCGACUCGAUUGA
Danaus chrysippus (African queen) is the source of this 300-nucleotide messenger RNA. The record is from the annotation of a GenBank genome assembly. NCBI's taxonomy places the organism in Eukaryota, Metazoa, Arthropoda, Insecta, Lepidoptera, Nymphalidae.